Closterium sp. Yama58-4 is the source of this 3885-nucleotide messenger RNA. The record is from the annotation of a GenBank genome assembly. NCBI's taxonomy places the organism in Eukaryota, Viridiplantae, Streptophyta, Zygnematophyceae, Desmidiales, Closteriaceae.
AUGUGCUCAGUCCGGCUUGUUGUUCAGCCUCCAACGGGCUGUCAAGCUUCUCUCAUCAUCGCACCAUGGGGAAAGGAUGCUGCCGAUAAUGGUCGUACGCCGGCUUCUUCUUCGGCGCCUGCGGUGCUCGGUCCCUUCGAAGACUUGCUGGACUUACAGAUCAAGGCUGACAUUCCCGCUGGACAAGACGGCGAUGGUGCUGCCGGGGUCGCUGGUGCUGCUGCUAAGGAGGACGGAAAGGUGGCCGCUGAUGGUGAGGCUGAUGCGGAUGCUGCCGCGCAGGAGGAUGAGGAUGCUGCGUCUGACCAGGCUCCUGAUGACGACGACGAUGGUUACCUGAGUGACGACUCCGAUGAACAUCUGGAACCGACUUCGCUUGGCAGCAUUAUCGCUUUGAAACGCUUCUCGCUAACCUUGCUGGUGCCGUUUAACAGGAAACCCGAAGUCAAGCGCACUGCUGUAACUGUGGCUGCCUUGCUGGAUGAUUGGAAGGAUCAGCUGUCGCCGGACGUGCUGCAGACGACAACUUAUCAGGAGCUUACUGCGACUUAUUUCUCUGGCGUGCGUUAUGGUCUCCUUCAAGUUACCUUCAACCACAACUUGAGCGCCUCCCCGUAUACCAUUCUUCUUGGCGACCUGAACAUCGUUGCGGACCCUGUGCUUGACAAGUCUUCGAAGUUGGGUACACCAGCGGAAAACCAGAGGCUCCUGCAGAUCUGCUCGAGAUGGGAUAUGCAAGACGCUUUCCGGUGCCUCCACCCGACCCGGAAGGAGUACACCUUCUUCUCAAGGUCUGCAAAAACAAGCACACGGAUUGACAGGGUGUUAGUUUCACAUUCUCUUCUCAACUGCGUUACAGAGGCGAAGCAUAGAAUGGUCCCAUACGGUUUAACAGACCACUGGUUUGCGGUGUCGGUGUCGCUCAAGGCUGCAUCGGCAGAUGACCACGGACCAGGGUUGUGGAGGCUUCAAGCACCUCAUGCCGGGGGCGAGGGUGUCCGGAACAUCAUAUCGGCGGUCUUGGCUUCCCAGGCGAAUUGUCCGGAUCAGGGCCUGGAGAGAUUGGUGACGUGUCUGCGGGCAAGCAUGAGGGCGCAUGUAGCAGAAGAGAGGAAACGGGUUAAGGCGACCAUGGUACACUUGGAGCAGAAGGUGGAAGAGCUAAGAUGGAAAGUGAUGUCUGACCCUUCGUCGCAGGCGUUGUACGAAGAGCUGGUACGGUGUGAGGUGGCUCUGAAGCUCUACCAAGACAGCAACAAGGAGCGGUUGCAAGUUCUGACGGGGAUGAUGCAGGAGCUGGCGGGUGAGACUCCAUCGGGCUUCCUGUCCGGUUUGGUCAAGUCCAGAAAAGCGAAAACUGAGAUUGCGGAGCUCACCUUCAAGGGGGUAUUGAGGAAAGGAGCGAGCGAGGUGCUGCAAGCGGCCUCUGAGCAUUUCCGUGAGGCCUACGCGUUGUCGCCGACGUCCUCGCCUGUGGAGCCGUGGCCGAUUGAAGAGGGACGAACGCUGCAGGAGUGUGAUCGCCGGCAGCUGGACAGCGAAUGGUCAGAACAGGAGGUGAAAGUGGCGUUGAAAGGCUUACCGGCGGGGAAAGCCCCGGGGCAGGACGGCUUGCCGAAAGAGUUUUUCGAAAGGAAUUGGGAGCUGCUGGGUCCGGCGGUGAUGAAGGAAGUCAGGACCUUUGAGUCAACGGGUGUGCUUUCGGAAUCCUUUACGACGGCGGUUACGAUCCUUCUGCACAAAAAAGGCGACAGGGGGGAUUUGGGGAAUUAUCGACCGAUCACAUUACUGAGCUUCUUCUACAAACUGCUAGCGAAGGUGUUGGCGAAUAGAAUCAAGGUGGUCCUACCGAAAGUGAUCUCCGGUAACCAGUUCGGCUUCCUUCCGGGGAGGAGUCUCGCUGAUGCUGUCUCGCUGGUAGCGGAUGCGAUUGACGCUGCGGAGCAGGAAGACGAGGACUGGCUGCUGUUGUUGGUUGAUUUUCAGAAAGCUUAUGACUCGGUAUCGCGGGACUACCUUUUCACGACACUGGGCAACAUGGGCUUUUCGGAGAAGUUCACGAGAUGGGUGAAGGGUCUUCACGAUGGAGCGGCGACCAGAGUGCUGUUGAACGGCUGGAUCGGGGAACGGGUGGAGAUGGACAAAGGUGUUCGGCAGGGUUGCCCGCUCGCCCCAUACCUCUUCCUCUGCGCGGUUGAGCCACUCUGCCAGGAAAUAGAACGGAGGAAACUGGGGGUCAGGAAGAGGGGGGUGAAAGGGAGCUUGGACUACAUUGGUUAUGCAGACGACACGACGCUGGUCCUGAAGGGCAAGGAACAGGUGGUAGUGGCUGAGAAACUGUUGGGGGAGUUCGCGGAGAUCUCAGGGCUGAAGGUGAACCGGGAUAAGACGACACUGAUGCCGCUCGGUAAAAACCUAAGGAGGCUGCAGCCGAUAACGUCGUCCUUCAAGUGGGCGGAGAAGAACGCGUCUGAAAGGCUGCUCGGAAUCUGGAUCACCUCUGGUGGCUCGCCGGGACCUGCAUGGGACAAGGCCUUUGAAAAAGUUAGCGCGGUGCUGAGCUGCUGGGAGAGCAAGCACCUCAAAACAUCAGCGCGAGUUACAAUCAUAAACUGUUAUGUGAUGCCGAUCCUGCUCUUCCAGGCGCAGAUUUACGCCCCACCGUACGAUGUAUGGACCAAAGUGAAGAGGCUGUGCCACAAUUUCAUCUCGGGAGGGAAGGCGCUCCUCGACAAACACUUCACACUAUGGAGCUACGAACUGUCCUGCAGAGAACGGAAAGAGGGGGGCCUGGGAGUGAUUGACUUGAGGCACCGGAUUGACAGCAUGGUGAUCCAAGGUCUGGGGAAAGCCCUGGCGGAGCAAGAGCCACUUCGGAACUGGUUGUGGGAGAGGGCGGCGGCUUUUCCCCUCGGCUUGGCCACGGUUUACGCGCAUCCUUCGAUCCUGAAGACCUGGCUGGGGGGUGGCACGAGGUGGAAAGCCACUAUUAAAACGCUGUGGGACUCGAAACUGGUGGUCAUAGGGGACUCGGCUCACAGGUGGGACGCGGAGGGGGAGCAGUUAUUGUUCAAUCGAAAUAUCUUCUUCAGGGGCAGAUCACCUUUCGGUAAUCAGGCGGGCUCGCUCUGUCUGAAGGACGUCCGUCUGGGGGAUCUGGUGGUGAUGGGAGGGGAUGGCAGCAGAUCUCGUAAGAGCGAGGAGGUUUUGGAGAGGGAACUGGGAGGGGUGGAGCAGAGGAAGUGGGCCCUGAAGGCGUGGGAUGCGACACCACAGAGUUGGAAGGAUCUGGUACUCAAGCAACUGUCGGCGGAGGAGGUUUUCAGGGAAUCGAGGCUGGUCCGCUCUUCGUCUUACCGCCCAGGAGAGUUCUUUUACUACCAGCUGCAGUAUGUGAGCAAUGGCGAACUUCACGGUCGGAGAGUGACGGUGGACAAGAAAGGGAACAUAGGCGAGGUGGAAUAUGCUAGCGUGAAUGUGGUUCGGUGUAUGAAUCCGGGCAGGGACAUGCGUUCGCUCGGGGACAUGCUCUUCCAAAAGAGUGGCACAUCGACUGGCUUUCCUGAGGCAGCAAUCAUAUCCAUCACAGCGCACCAAGUUUGGCUGGAAAGGUGCAACGCGGUUUUCCGAGGGAGCCGUUUCCAGCCAAAGAGAGCUUUGAGGCGCAUGGCAGUUGGCUUCACGAGGCACGUGAAGGUCUACAACAGAGCGCGGAAGAAAUCGGCUGGCAGGAUUGCGUCGAAAAGGACGGGUGACUGGAGCCACUUGAAUGCUGACGAGGCAAGUGCUAUGUGUAGGCUCUACGAGACAGAGGCCUCCAUGACGUGGAGAGUUGGUUUCAAGAAGAUCUGGGAAGAUAGCGGUGUAGCGUUCCAGCCUCCGUAA